CAGUUCUGUUUUUUUUUUUUUUUUUUUUCAUCAUUAAGAUGAUUGAGAUGUGUUAGACUGGGUUUCUAUGAUCGGUGUUUUCAGUGCGCAUAAAAUUUCUCGAAAUGUAGUUAAAUGAGUUAAACAUUUUCAAGCUUUAAAUUUUAGUUUUCUGUUUUUUAGUCUCUACAUCUAAUUGUUGAAGAUCUUUUAAAGUUUAAAUUUGAUGAUUUUGUAUCAAAUCAUAUCACAAACCCAUGAAGAAUUUUCAAUGGUUGAAGAAAAUCUCCAUUACUACGAAACCUGAUAGGAGUCUCUCUCUUGGUGAGUAUAAGAGAGCUGUUUCGUGGUCCAAGUAUUUAGUCUCGUCUGGUGCAGCGAUAAAAGGAGAAGGAGAAGAAGAAUGGAGUGCAGAUAUGUCACAGUUGUUUAUUGGAUGUAAAUUUGCUUCGGGAAGGCAUAGUAGAAUCUAUAGAGGGAUAUACAAGCAGAGAGAUGUGGCAAUCAAGCUUGUUAGCCAGCCAGAGGAAGAUGAAAACUUGGCUUCUUUUCUUGAAAAACAAUUCACUUCAGAGGUGGCUCUCCUGUUUCGAUUAAAGCAUCCUAAUAUCAUCACUUUUGUUGCAGCCUGUAAGAAACCUCCUGUAUUUUGUAUAAUCACCGAGUAUCUAGCUGGAGGCUCCCUAAAAAAAUACCUUCAUCAGCAGGAGCCACAUUCAGUUCCACUCAAACUUGUUCUGAAACUAGCGCUCGACAUUGCACGUGGAAUGCAAUAUCUUCAUUCUCAAGGAAUACUCCAUAGAGAUCUCAAAUCAGAAAAUUUGUUGCUUGGAGAAGAUAUGUGUGUGAAGGUAGCAGAUUUUGGCAUUUCGUGCUUAGAAUCUCAGUGUGGUAGUGCUAAGGGAUUUACAGGCACUUAUCGCUGGAUGGCACCGGAAAUGAUUAAAGAAAAACACCAUACAAAGAAAGUUGAUGUCUACAGUUUUGGCAUAGUUCUUUGGGAGCUUUUAACUGCAUUAACACCAUUUGACAACAUGACUCCAGAACAAGCUGCAUUUGCAGUCUGCCAGAAGAAUGCCAGACCACCGUUGCCACCAACAUGCCCUGGGGCGUUCAGUCAUCUCAUAAACCGUUGCUGGUCAAGCGAUCCACACAAACGACCACGUUUUGAUGAAAUAGUUUCGAUUUUGGAAAGUUAUUCAGCAUCCCUGGAGGAAGAUCCAGAAUUUUUCACAAACUUUGUACGUUCGCCUGAUCAUACUGUUUUAAAAUGCUUACCAAACUGUAUUGCACGACAUCGCUCUGCUCAUUUAAAACCUUUGAGCUCUUCUUAAAUUAAAUGUGAUGCUAAAUGUACCAUAUUAUCAAUUA
Molecule: messenger RNA, 1350 nt
Organism: Pistacia vera
Lineage: Eukaryota; Viridiplantae; Streptophyta; Magnoliopsida; Sapindales; Anacardiaceae
Product: serine/threonine/tyrosine-protein kinase HT1-like
Exons: 3
Coding region: 237-1313 (358 amino acids)
Biological process (GO): protein phosphorylation
Molecular function (GO): ATP binding; protein kinase activity
Source: RefSeq, a predicted model, not a curated record